GGAUGAGCUCAGCGUAUGCACUUGGACGCCAUGACCAAAACCCUUAACUGUACAAAUUAAAAAGGUUUUUGUUUAUAAUGUGGUCAGCUUGUUUUGUAAUGUCACCACCAGAACAGUUAGAUGUGUUUCAAGCGCCGAUAUCGAGCGAUUGAAAAUCGUCUCUUCAUUUUUCCGAGAAUAUUAGGCUAUUAUUUGUGAUUACUAUUAAUAAAAGUAACCUAACGCAAGCUAUUUUUUUCCCAUUAAGUGGAUUCGCCCAGCUGUCGGGUUCCGCAAAUAUUUGUGUGUAGGGGACUGUGGCAAAUUCUGUGUGAGGACCUCUAGUGGAUGAAUAAGGAAACCACAAACUGUUGUAUGAAGAAUCUGUCUUUGGAUGUUGAGCUGUUACAAUAGAGCACCAGAGGUUGCCUUGACUAGCUCCUUAUGUCUGAAGACUCCAGCAGCGAUGGGGAAUGGUGUGUACCGACUGAAUGGCAGAUGAAUGGUGCAUGCUCAGAGGCCAAAUGUUGGGAGUGCGGCAAAAAGAUAAGCAACUUGGACAGCUUGAUGUUGCACUAUAAAAACCAUAAUAUCAAAGCCACCUGCCACAUCUGCAAGGUUACUUUCCGUCGCUUGACAUCUCUUUCCACACACUUGGAUAAUGCACACUCGCCCCCCCCUCUGCCAUGUGUGCCAUCGAUCUUUCAGUAAUGUGUGGGAGCUGAACAAGCAUGCAGAGAUAUGCUGCACAAACUCGGUUUCAUUUCAAGGCUGCUCACCUUUAAUAUAUAGAAGACAGAAAAGUGUUGACUUUUCUAAGGAAGUGACUGUUCAACCAAACACAGCCUCAGUUCUUUAUGAUUCUGCGAUGGAUUUAAAAUCAGAUCAAAACGGCGAAAUAAAGUUUGAAAUACCAGAGAUGUCUGAAAACAGCAUUGAAUACAUACUGGGUGAAGAUGAUAGGAACACCAGCAUGGAAAGUGAUUGUGAGAGAGAUGAUUAUUCAGAAUCUAGUGAUUCAUCUAACAGUUCAGACUCUGAGGCAGCCCCCACACCCAACACCAGUGACAGUGGUGUAACCUGUGAUAAGUGUGGUAGAGGGCCAUUUAGAGCCAUAAAGCUCCAUUUACUACACUGCAGUGGAGUGUGGUUAAAUAAGUAUCAGUGUAUUUUGUGCAAGAAGCUCUUUCCCACUGAGGCGGCUCUCAAGAAACACCACAUGCCUUUAAACUCCUGUGACAUCUGCUCUCAGGUUUUCACUAACGAGAACUCAUUCUACUCCCACCAGUGUCCCAAGGGAUUCAAAUUACCUUUGGUGCUUUUUUGCUCUGAAUCAAUGCCAAAGGCUUGUAACAUAUGCAAAUUAUUUUUUACCAGUGAGAAAAGUUUGUCAUUGCAUGUCACUAAGGUUCACUCAUCAGUGGUCAACACCAAAGUAUGCGUCAUUACUGAUCCAUCGCAGUUGACUGGUAAAACUGUUGUACAAGCUCUCUAUAGCACACAAGUCAAGACAGUCAUCGCUCCUCCGGGUAUUUUGAACCAGGCCAUUAAUGGAAAGCUCCGUGUUGGUCAGUACUAUGUAGCAUCUCUGCCUGGUGUUGUAAAAUCUAGCUCUUCAUCUCUGUCAGCCUCCUCUCAAUCUGGCAUGCCUCCUGUCCUGGCACACAUGGCGUCUACUGCUGCACAUGUCAACAAGCCUUCAAGCCAUCUCCCUACCCCUUCACCUGCUGCUCCUGCUGCCACAGACCCACCUCUAGAGACCCCAGACUCCAGCUCUUCAACGACACCCACCAUUAUGGCCUUGUUUGAGAAUCACAGCCAGUCCAUUGCUUUGAUGAAACGUAUGAACACAGGUUGGCGCGCCAAGACCCCUUGCCACUGCAGGCACUGCGGCGCCAUCUUCCGGCAGCAGUCCCUUGUCAUCAGCCACCGCUACCUCCACAGAGGUCGCCGCUUGCAUCAGUGCCAGUGCGGCCGAGCCUUUAAGCACAAGCUGCACCUGCUGCGACAUUGUGUUCAGCAUGCGGAGGCUACAAGCUACAUCUGCGUCAGCUGCGGUGACACUUUCACAGGAGCACAACUGUUAGCGCAGCACUUAAAGGGCAAAUCACAUAAAAACUCUACUUCUGGACGUACAAAAAAAGUCAAGAAGAGAUGCAGAAUGCCCUUUACGUGUGACUGUGGACAGCUGUUUUUUAGGCCUUCAGCAUACAUAUGGCACCAGCUUAAAAACCGUUGAAGAUUUUUAGAAAUUCUUAUCUAUGGAAUUCAAAAACCAAAUGCUACAUGACAAAUUUAGUUUACUUUUCACUUGGUAGUCACUACUUUUUAAAUCGUGUGUUAGCAAAUGAAAAAAAAUUAAAAACACAAACACAUUCAUUCAUAAUUCCUUUGAAUUAAGCAUGUACUGGUUUGGAUGGUCAUUAACUUGCGUUCAACAUGUGCAAAUAAUACAAAGUCAACAAAACAAAGAACAUAUCAAUAUAUCAGAGUACAAAUGAAUCCACAAGCAACUUUUUUUUUUUUUUUUUUUUAAUAUUGUAUGAUGUUAAAUAGCCUCAAAAUUCCAGUUCAUCCUAUAGAGAUAAAGUUAAGUCCAGUUUAGCAGUUUUUUACUUACAAAGUGCUUUCAUAUUGGAAAUAUGGGAGUUUAAAUUAUUUAUUUUUUAAUGCUGGUGGAUCAAGUAUUUCACUCCUUUGAGACUAUCUUGACAUUCAGGUU
This is a messenger RNA of Melanotaenia boesemani (Boeseman's rainbowfish), 2701 nucleotides long. RefSeq names its product zinc finger protein 135. Gene Ontology annotation, cellular component: nucleus. Gene Ontology annotation, molecular function: RNA polymerase II cis-regulatory region sequence-specific DNA binding; DNA-binding transcription activator activity, RNA polymerase II-specific. The transcript has 3 exons. The record is from RefSeq and is a predicted model, not a curated record. Gene Ontology annotation, biological process: regulation of transcription by RNA polymerase II. NCBI's taxonomy places the organism in Eukaryota, Metazoa, Chordata, Actinopteri, Atheriniformes, Melanotaeniidae. Bases 641 to 2218 code for a protein of 525 amino acids.